UGCCCUGUCUCUCUCUACCACUUUCUCUCUCCUAUGCCUUCCCUUCCUUUCCUUGACACAAUCCAUUAUUCCUUCCCCUUCGCUUCGUUUAUUCCCCACUUCCACACGGCCACACCGCCACAGCCGCCGCCGCCGGACGGCGCUGUCCUUCCCUGGGAGGCGCUCCACUAGGCUCGGCUCAGCUCACGCGCGGCGGCGGUGUCCGUGGCUGCUGGGCUUGCGCGCGCACCUGAUUCCGUGCUGGGCUUCGCGAGGUGCUCCUCGUGCGAGACACACGCCCGAUGCGGCGGAAUCGCGCGGCCGGCGCCCGAGACCCGGCGUGAUUCGGUGGGGAGGCUGGGUCGCGGUGCUUCCGCGUGCGGGAACCAGUGACUUUUUUAUUCUUCUCUUCCCCAGCGGCUCGGGCGGCUAGCGGGCGGGCCGCUUGGUGCUCGUCAGCGCGUGAGGCGGAGAUUACCCGGCGCCGAUCUGGUGCUCUUGCCGCCCGGAGAGGUGGUGCCGGGGGCCAUUGCCGGGUUCUGAUUAGGAGGAGGCGGAGGAGGUAAGUCCCUAGUCUUAUGGGGCUCGCGCCGCCGGAGCUGGGGCAGUUCGACGGGUGGGAGAGCUCCGGGGAGGAGAGGGAGCGCUGGGGCUGGUGCCGCCGCAGCCGCCGCGGCAGCAGUAGGCGCCGCGCGGACCCCAAGGGCGCCGACGACGACACCGCCGUCUCCACCGGUUGCUGCAUCCGCCUCUGGCCCGUCGGAACAUGCCCGCCGCCGCCGCCGCCGCCGCCGCCGAGGUCCAAGGUCGACACCUCCACCAGCAGCGCCAGCACGCACGGCGAAAAGUCAACAGAAAAUGGUAGCAGGAAUCAACCGGUCGCAUUGGUAGUCUCAGGUUCUACAACUACUAGUAACGCUGAAAGCAGUUCAUCUGCAUCUAAAGAUGGAGAAUUGAUAAAAGUUGCCUUUCAGCUGCGCAAGUUUGCAUUCAAUGAUCUAAAAUGUGCUACCCGGAACUUCAGGCCUGAAAGUCUCCUUGGAGAAGGGGGUUUUGGAUGUGUUUUUAAAGGGUGGAUCGAAGAGAACGGAACUGCACCCGUGAAACCUGGUACAGGUCUCACGGUUGCUGUCAAGACACUAAACCAUGACGGGCUUCAAGGGCAUAAAGAAUGGGUGGCUGAAGUUGAUUUUCUUGGAAAUCUUCACCAUCCCAAUUUGGUCAAGUUGAUUGGAUAUUGUGUUGAAGAUGACCAAAGGUUGCUGGUGUAUGAAUUCAUGCCUCGUGGCAGUUUGGAUAACCAUCUUUUUAGAAGGUCUCUUCCUCUCCCAUGGGCUAUCAGAAUGAAGGUUGCACUGGGAGCAGCAAAGGGUCUGGCUUUCCUUCAUGAAGAAGCAGAAAGUCCAGUCAUUUAUCGUGAUUUUAAAACAUCUAAUAUACUACUGGAUGCGGAGUAUAAUGCAAAACUCUCCGAUUUUGGGCUUGCAAAAGACGGACCUGUAGGUGAUAAAACUCAUGUCUCUACUCGAGUAAUGGGAACCUAUGGAUAUGCAGCACCAGAAUAUGUCAUGACUGGUCAUCUGACAUCAAAGAGCGAUGUCUACAGCUUCGGGGUCGUGCUUCUUGAGAUGAUGUCGGGGCGCAGGUCAAUGGACAAGAAUCGGCCCAACGGGGAGCACAACCUGGUGGAAUGGGCACGGCCCCUCCUAGGGGAGAGGCAGCGGUUCUACAAGCUGGUUGACCCUCGGCUGGAGGGCAACUUCUCUGUGAAGGGCGCGCAGAAGGCGGCGCAGCUAGCGCGCGCCUGCCUCAGCCGGGACCCCAAGGCGCGGCCCCUGAUGAGCCAGGUGGUGGAGGUCCUCAGGCCGCUGCAGAACCUGAGGGACAUGGCGAGCGCCUCCUACUUCUACCAGACGAUGCACGCCGAGCGCAUGGCGCACUCGAGCAGCAUGAACGGCAGGAGCAGCCACGGCCACGGCUCCUCCAAGGCACAGAGCCCGUUCGGGCGGAACGGGCAGCAGCAGCCCGUGCGGAGCCUCUCGGACGGGCCCCGCGCCUCCCCGUUCCGCUACUCGCCGAAGCCGAACGUGAAAUGAUGAGGCACCUGGUCCGGGCCGUGGGCGUCGAAGUCGAACCCCAUUCGUUGAUGUGUGUUGUGUACUUGUGUAGAUUGACAUAUGCACAAAGGAAAAGAUGUAGGCGAAAGAGGAGGUGUAGGUUGAAUGAAUGCUGAUGGAUCGUUGCUAUAUAUUUUUGCCCCCAAACAAGGCAGGUUUAGGUGUUUUUAGCCUUGCAA
Zea mays is the source of this 2275-nucleotide messenger RNA. RefSeq names its product putative protein kinase superfamily protein. The transcript has 6 exons. The coding region runs from base 558 to 2075 and encodes 505 amino acids. NCBI's taxonomy places the organism in Eukaryota, Viridiplantae, Streptophyta, Magnoliopsida, Poales, Poaceae. Gene Ontology annotation, molecular function: ATP binding; protein kinase activity. Gene Ontology annotation, biological process: protein phosphorylation. The record is from RefSeq and is a predicted model, not a curated record.